This is a messenger RNA of Macrobrachium nipponense, 4629 nucleotides long. RefSeq names its product rho-related protein racB-like. The coding region runs from base 677 to 1276 and encodes 199 amino acids. The record is from RefSeq and is a predicted model, not a curated record. The transcript has 5 exons. Gene Ontology annotation, molecular function: GTP binding; GTPase activity. Gene Ontology annotation, biological process: small GTPase-mediated signal transduction. Lineage: Eukaryota; Metazoa; Arthropoda; Malacostraca; Decapoda; Palaemonidae.
AAUAGUAAGAGAAGUCCUGAAGCACUAUGCAAAAUUUACUGAUUCAUCGAUUUUUUGUUCUCUUUCUGCAAAUCUUGAACACGUAACGAUUGUUAUCAAAGAAUUAUUCACUGCAUCCGGUUCUCGGUAAUGCUGUGAUAUUGUUGCUAAUGCCUGUAGUGUUUAGUGUUACGGCAAGGUCCAUGGUUAACACCUCGUUUGGGAUCGGAGAAGAAAAAAAAAGUUAGAUGUUUGCACAAACAUUUAACGAGUGUUUACCAAAGUCGAUGGAAGAAAAAUGCUGUCUCUAAACGAAAGAAAACUCUUAUGUUUAAUAUGUCAUGAGCCAAACAGCCAGACACACAGUUUAAGAUUAGUGAAGUGAUCUCGCAAUAAAUCUGUUAAAGUGACUAUUCGGAGCUGGACGCUUAUACAUUACGUUGGAAUUUCCGUUUUUUAUAAACCCAGCAAGAAGGUAACAAAGUGAUUUUGAAGCUUUAGGGGAGUGUAAAAACAACUUACAGUCACAUACAGGGUCCACAGUGCACAUAUGCAUGUCAUUUCACCGCCGAUAUGUACAGUAUUUCCCGAGUACAAGCGUUUGGUAUUUCUGAUAUGUUAUCUGGCGAUAAACGUGAAAUCUGGAAUGAGAGUUUUAUGACAACGUUCUCAUAAACAAAGAAUAGAGGCCACUACGAUGGCGACAGAAAAUGAGUCUCAGCCCAUCAAAGUUGUAAUCGUGGGUGACGGAGCCACCGGAAAGACCUGCCUUCUGCUCUCUUACCUAAACAGAGAGUACCCCACCGAGUAUAUUCCAACCGUAUUCGAAAAUCACGUUGGUUGCUUCAGCGAUGGAGAAAAUGAUAAUCACAUUAGUUUCUGGGAUACAGCUGGGCAACACGAAUAUGGAAAGCUAAGACCACUGUCCUACCAAGAUACUACAGUAUUCCUUGUCUGCUUUAGUGUUGACAAUCGAACGUCUUUCAGUAGCGUGUCAUCCCACUGGCUUCCUGAAGUCAGAACGUCUUGUGGCCUGGAGGUCCCCACAGUUCUUGUUGGAACUAAGACUGAUUUGCGAGUAGAUUCCAGAAGUGCUAAAGGGAAAAAUCAGAAGAAAGACACACAUGUGACUGCAGAGGAAGGGAUGGCUCUUGCUAAGUCAGAAAAGAUGUUUACUUAUGUGGAGUGUUCAGCUUUGUUAUCAUCAGGCUGUGAUGCUGCUAUCAAGGCUGCAGUGGAAGCCGGUCGAAAUUAUGAGGCUCCUGCCAAGAGAAAUUCCUGUUGCACCAUAACAUGAACGUACAGCAUGUUCUUCUUUGGUGUUAUUUGUAAGGCAGUCCCUGGUUUAAAACGGUUUCAGCUUACGACGAUUUUUAAUUAUAUUCAUCAGAAAUUGCUUGCAGGUUUACACGUCUGAAGAAUAGAAACCCCGUCAUAAACCGGAGACUGCGUGUAUAUGUAGGUACAGUGUCACUUUAACAAUGGGUCUUCUCUAAAACGAUCAUUGGUGGUUUUCCAUCAUUAGUAACUUCACAAUACUGUACUACUAUAUAUUCUAUGGCACCUUGUUCAAGGUACUAAUGCUCUUUGCAGAAUCCAUUUAGUCCGUGUACUCUUUCGAAACGUUUAUCAUCUAAUACCUUCAGCCUCUUCGCACCCAUUACUAUUUUUCUUCCUAAUUUUUCCACUUCAUUCUUCUUACUUGACUGUCAAAUUAACUAGAAAAUCUUUCUAAUAAUCCAUUAGUACAGUUGAUGUCCCAGGUUUGCUGAAUUUUCGGUGGAACCCAACUAUAAAAUAUUCGCGGGAAAACUCACCCAUUAGCGGAUAUUUUUUCUUUGGUAGAGUAAUAAUCUGUAUAGUCAUAUUAUUUUAUGAUAAAAUAAUGAUUUACAGUAUAAUAUUUGCAAAUAAUAUUAAGUUCAAUAAGAUUAAGUAUUAUUUUUUUCUCUCUUUAACCGAGAUGAGAGAAUUUUUAUGUACAUGUAAUACGUACUUGUGUACUUGAAUUGUAUAUUUAAAUGACUUAUUAAUUAUCAGAUAUCAAUAUUAUACUAGUUUUCAAAAAGUAUUAAUGUAAAGAAAAUAUAGCAAAUUAUAGUAAGAUUUUAGUUCAAUAUAAAUUAUUUCCCCCAUCUUAAGAGCGAGGGUGUAACCUGUCAAAUAUCUUGACAUACUGACCUCAUAGUUAGAUGUUACUGCCACUCCUUGGUCAAAUAAAAGUUGCUACUUGGUAGUCAUAGGCUACAUACUGAAACAUCUCUUCUCAUGCAAAGGGUUGAAUAUGAGAAAUGGAUAUAUAGACAAAUACUUCGUACAGUCCUUCUCUCUCUUGGCUGGAAGGGUUAUAAGUACAGCAAAUCCCCCAUAUUCCCAAGGGAUGUGUACCAGACCAUCCAACGAACAGCUAAAAUCUGCGAAUACCUAACUCUUAGAACUGCCUGCUUUGAUAAAAAAAAAAAAAACCUAUACUCGAGUAUUCUAAGCUUUAUAAAAGAAAAAAAGUGCAUUUAGUCUCAAAAAUGACAUGAAAAAGUAAUUUUUGAAUACUUCUUAGUGAAAAAUACCGCAAAUAGGCAAAUUUCCCACGAAUAAUGGGUAUACUAUACAAUCCAUAAAAAAUCUGUGAAUAGCAGGGGUUUACUGUACAUAGGUAAGUACAUAUUUUUAAAUGUUUAAGAUGACUUUAAAAUAUCAACAUAACUUCAAACCUUAAUACAAAUCAGGGUGGCAGGUCUAGUGUGCAUCCCCUGCAAAUAUGGGGUGCCAACUGUACUUUUGUGAUUUGAUUUUGUUUCUCUUCAGGUGUAUGUCAGAAAAAUAAUGCACUUGCCAGUGUUCUUUGCUAUGUGCAGAAGAAAUGAGAAAUGAAAUUCCACUAAUAGGUUGUUCCCACAGAUGUAUACAUGGGUGACAAACAUUUCUAUGGAAACAGAAUGUAGAUCCACACUAGAUGUAAAGCCAAGAUACAAGUAUUGUAACAACACUGUAAUCUCCAUAAAGAUUAGUAUCUGAGCAAGAUGUGUGAAAUUUAUGGAUGGGGUUAGAAUAAGGGAAACAUUUCAGACCCUGAAGAGUGGUGCCAGUUUUUUUUAAGUACUUGAUACAUUUUUUUCAACAAUAUGAAAGAAAAGAUAUAGGAAUGGGGUAAACUAAAAGGCUAAAUGCAGGUGCGGCUAAUUGCUGAAGGGACGUAGUAAAAACUUCUAGUAAUGCUUACAGUGCCAACAAAGGUGCACUGAUGGCACUGACCCACCAUGGUAGCUGUAGGCUAUCAUUACUACAAGCCUUGUUGCAACAGCAGAUAGCUACAAGCCCACCUGCUUCGACUACACAAAAACAAUAUAGUAAAAAAUGAGCUUGAACAAAAAAGCACAGCAAUCAUCUUGAACUUUCAGUUUCAAUAAUUCAUCUACAUGACAAUAUCUGCUCUGGGGAGAAGCAGUACGCACAGAGACUUCAUUUUUCAGCAUUCAUCACUCAAGCUUGUCUAAUUUCAGCUUUUAAAUCUAAACAUUUAGCUAAGCUAUCCUUUUAAAAAAAAAAGUUGCCUGCAUGUUGAGUAUUGGUUUAACUACAGGUCCUUCCUUACCCGUCAGAUUUUGCCACUAUAAAAAAAACCACACGCCAAAAACCUCUGCUAAGCCAAGUUUCCGAUUUAAUAGCAUUUCAUAUGGCUUUAGUCAUUUUUAAUCAAAGUAUGACACUGGGGCCAUUUUUCCAGGCCAUGCAUCUUUGUGAUGGAGGAGAGAAUUUUGUUUAAAUGCAGUAAAAUAAAUUGCACUAAAAACACAAUUACAUAUUCAAGCAUAAAAACUAUGUAAUUGAAUUCAUGAUAACUGGCUCAAAAUCUAGCAACAUUUCUGAAAGGCGAGUGAUAUAUUUAAACUUUCCAUGUUGCUAUUAUCCUGAGCGGUACAUCAGAAUGUAUUUUACAGGCAGAACAUGAGUAACCCACAACUUUCCAAUAUACUUUUAAUGAGCUUGGGGAUUCCCAUUGUUCUAGUUUACUGGAAGGCAACAGACAUACUAGCAUGUUAUUCGUGCUCAAGAAUAUACUGACAAUUUCAUGGAAAUAGUAGUAUUGGGCGUGGUACAAAUUUCACUCUUACUUUUCCCAGAGCUCUGUUAAGGAAACCAGACCACUAUAUAAAUAUAUAUAAUCAUGCGCCACUUAUGAGAUUUGUAAUAACAAUACGUAAAGGUAAAGAGCAUCCUAUCUGAAAAUUUUGUCAUUCAAUGACUUGGCAAUGUUGUAUAUACAUCUCUACACUUUGGAACUGGGCUAUAUGAAAUGGCAAAUACAGCCUACUUACACUGUCUUAGUACAUAUAAAUAAUCUCAGUAUCUCUUAACUGCUACGUAUUGUCUAUCAAUGACCAACUUUACCACUAUUGUUUGUAUUAAAUUAUGCCCUCAGGGAUCUUAUGAAAUCUGAUACUAUGUUUUGUCAGUACAUUGCAGAAUCAAAAUAUUGACCUAGUAUAUGUCAAGGUCAAAACAAAUCUUGUCAAUUUACCAUCAAUGUUGUUAAAUAUUCACCUUAUUCCAUUGUUGUAAAACUAGGUAACAAUGCUACGUAUUAACCUAAAACUAAUUAAUACCUAACCAUGACAUACUUUGUAAUACUGUACACCACUUUCAUAUGUG